Molecule: messenger RNA, 5356 nt
Organism: Actinia tenebrosa (Australian red waratah sea anemone)
Lineage: Eukaryota; Metazoa; Cnidaria; Anthozoa; Actiniaria; Actiniidae
Biological process (GO): intracellular signal transduction
Cellular component (GO): extrinsic component of membrane; cytoplasm
Molecular function (GO): guanyl-nucleotide exchange factor activity
Source: RefSeq, a predicted model, not a curated record
AUGUAUGUCAUGUCACACAUGACAAGCUGCUUCGCUCGUCAAACUUUCGCGACUGCCUAGCAGUACGAAAGCAGCAUUAUCAUUACAAUAUUGAAUGCUUUUUCACUUUACAAUGGUUGUACGGUAUUUCCCUGGCGGGAUGUUUGACUGAAAUCCCAUUGAAUGGUGGCGUAGAACCUGGAUGUAGUUGUGGCGGUUAAAGAAAUUUGUUUAUAUGUGGAGUUCCCAAUCUGAGGAGACGAAAAUGGCACAACAAGACUUAUCUUAUGCAUUUCAGCCUGUUAUCCAUGAACCACUUUCCAGAGCAGAUGUUUCCAGCCUAAGCCCUAAAGACUGUGCCCUAAACAAUGAAACUAACUCUGAGCAAAAAGAAGUUAAGGAUUUAUUUGUAGAUUACAGUUAUCUUGGCUAUGAUGGCAAUAAGGCAGCUGAUACUGAUGAUGGAAGCAUUUCUCCUGUUUCUUCUGAAGCCCAAAAUGAUGAAAAAGAGGCCUUGGCAAGCAUCGAAGAAGCAGACAAAUGCAGAAAUAAUCAUCCAAGAAAAGCCAUGUCACUUUAUUUGAAAGCUGGCAAAGCUCUUGUCUUGUGCAAUCAAGCCGAUAGUGCGCUGAAGUGUUUCAGAUCGCUCAUACUGCUAGCCACGGAACAAUUAAACAGAGUAAAGAACGAAAAGAAGAAAAUUCCAAAGUUAAUAAGAUCCGAGUCAGAAACAGAAUCUGAAACAAAGGAAAGAAAUAAAGUAGCAAGAACAAAGAGCUGUGAUUUACCUAAAAAACAAAAGAGCACUGAAAUGCUGUCCCCCGAAAUUACUCGGAGAAAUUGCCAGUCAUUCAGUGAAUGUGAUAAUGAUGUUGAAGACGCCAACCUGGAGGUGGCUGUAGAAGAGGUAGUACAACAAGAUAUGUGUGAAUUUGUUGCUGUAGAAGAAGUUAAUAACGUGGAAGAGAACACGGGUGGAAUUGUUAUGGAUAGUGUUGAGCAAGAGGUUUUUGUACCAGAACAAAUGACUUCGUGUGAGCCUGUUAUGGAGAUGGAAGUUCAACAAGAUUUACCAGUGUUUUCAGUCAGUGAAGUUAAGGAUAUUUCAUCUACUGAAGAAAUGACAAUGUCUUGUGAGAGUCCGGACGGUGUUUGUGUUGUAAAUUGUUUUGAGACUGUAGCGUCAUUAGACUUUGAAGUAGCAACAGUGGAAUCACUGGAUGACUCGGCUAGUACUCAUAGUAGCACCAGUAACGAGGAUAUUGUACAGACAUUAAAUACUGAAAUAGUCAUGUUGGAAUGUAAUGAUGAAGUAAUGAUGUCAGCCGAAGAGGUACCAGCCAAUCCACAACAAAAUGCCUUCAUUAGGCGAGGGUAUGUAGUGAGUGAGUUGAUUGACACAGAGGAGAACUACAUCCGGGACCUUGGGCAUGUCAUUAAGGGUUACAUGGCUGCUCUGUCUAAAGAGUUUAACGUUCCAAACGAACUCAAAGGAAAAGAAAAAGUUAUAUUUUCAAACAUCCAAAAUAUCCACGAGUGGCAUUCAUCGGAUUUUGUCAAAGAUCUUAAGGAAUGCGAAGACGAUCCAUCAAAAUUAGGCGAAGUCUUCUCUUCCGCAGAAACAAAACUCGAAGAACUAUAUACGAUAUAUUGCAGAUCAAAAGCCAAGUCUGACGAGCUUGUCCUUCCUCAUAAGGAAUCCUUUUUUAAAGACUGUCGAAAGAGACUAGGGCAUCGCUUGCAGCUUUCAGAUUACUUAAUCAAACCAGUACAAAGAAUUACAAAGUACCAGUUAUUACUUAGGGAUAUUUUGAAGUUUACGGAAAAAGCAGGGGAAGAUGGUAGCGAAAUCCAGCGGGCCCUUAAUGUGGCACUAAGAAUCCUGAAACGAACCAAUGAUAUGAUAUCCGUUGCUUCGAUACAAGGAUAUGACGCAAAGCCGGAUGAUACUGGGGAUCUCAUUCUCAGGGAAACUCUUGAAGUCGCUGAAGGGAAAUAUCGACAAAAGAUGAAGGAACGCAAUGUUUUCCUGUUCGAAAAACUUAUCGUUGUUACAGAGGCUCUCGAAAAAGAAGGAGGAGUAACGGAAUUACGUUUUCAUAACAGUAUUAAGACCCGUGGUCUAGGACAGACAGAAACAGUGGACAGUGAUCCUUGUAAAUGGGCCGUGUGGCUGCGGAAACGGAGCAACGCAGAGAUAUACGUGUUCAGGGCUCCAUCCAUCGAAGUCAAAAACACGUGGGUCAAACACAUCAAAGAAUGUAACCUAAAAAAGAAAGCUCCAGGACUUCUUAAAUCUUUAUAUCGGUCAAGAACCUUUCGCAGAGAAGAGUCAGACGCUAAGGAAAUGCUAGACGCUUUGACACCAAACUUACUAUCAGUUGAAGACGGACCUGCGGAGUGUGGAAGUGAUAGGAAAUCUAGGCGAAAAAGUUCUAAAGUCAUGUCAAGAAAGAAGAAAAAUUCAGCCAUUUCAGACAGACUGAAGGAAAACAUUCUGAAGUUUCGUGCUGAAGAGCAGAUGCUUUCUGUCGAAGAACCUUGUGAAGUAUCAUACGCUGAACCGCCCGAUAGCUUAAGCUUUUCGCAAGCCGAUAUUCCUCAAUCUCCUGUCUCACCCGAUCCACUAGCCCAGCCAGAGUCUACUAUCCAACGGCGAAUAAAGAUUGAGACUGAGGAGAAUCAGCUGAAAAAGGUAUUGUUGCUGACUCGUUUGAUCGCGGCAAGGCUACUCCAAACAAAAGACGCGGCUGAGGCUCUUUCCUUGUAUGAAGAUGUGAUUGGGAGUGUUUUGCCGGUUGAAGAACUCAGAAAAUACGAAGGGUCCAUUACUUCACGAGAUCUACUGCUUCAGCAUUGUACUGAAAUUUACGACAAAUGGCGAAAAGAGAAUGUCUUUACAAGUGAAGACGCAGAAGAGCCCUAUACAUCAAUAACAAGCCAUUUAAGCGAAACAGCAGGAUUUUGUAGUUUACACAAAGGGAAUCCUUGGUCUGUAGUCCUGUACACAGUGAGUGCAAUGGCAGGCAGUCGUGAGCAAAAAUGGCGCGAUGCUUCACAAGCCUUUUAUCGGUUGUCACUUGUUUACAGUGCACUCCAAGCAACAUCGUGUGCGGUGGAUAGUCUAGUUGAUGCGCACUGGAUGUGUUGUCAUGCAGGAGACUACCAAGGAGCUGUCAAUUUAUUCUACAAUGCUUUCAUAAGAUCAUUAGCAUGUAGAGAUCUAAUAAGAUGCUUGAGGUUCGAACAGCAAGGCUUAUAUCUAGUGGAGAGAUUAACAAACAAAGACAAUAACAACAACUGUGGCGCCGAAGAUGACAAUGAAUCGCGAGGACUUGUGUCUUCUCAGCACCUGGCCUUCCUCAUCAACAUGAGUCGUGCUACCAGACGUAAGGACUGGGCUUGGUUUGAAUUCGCUGAAACAGAAUUAAACAUUAUAGUCAAUUUGACUAGUGGUCGACAGGCAGGCGCCAUUUUAUCAGCCGUAUUCAAGAAAAUGAGAAACGCUAUUGGAGAAUCCUCGAUGGAAUCAUUUGCGUGACCUCCACAAAAUCCUCAUGAUUGACGUUCAAUCUCUCUGUAUGGACACACCCUCAAAUAAAGCCAAAUAUCCCACAGUAAUACGUUGUCUAUUGGAAGGACCCAUUCAGCAAAAGCCUAAAACGGCAGAUAGACAUGGUAUAUGAGUGAAUUAGAUUAAUAAAGAUCAAUAAGGUUUUAUUCAAAAACGAAAAGGUGACUAUCGACUUAUACGGAUCAUAACGGAAAGUGACAUACAAUUAUUGGAUGAGGUUGAGCAUGUUCUCGUAAAUUAUCAAGACCGAGGGUGUGUCAAAGCCUCAAUAGGCUGAGGCGCAGAAAACAAACAAGGUCUUGAUAAUUUACGAUAUCACGCGAAAUGUUUUUUUUAUACAUUUUAUGAACUGAGAAUAAAGGUUUACAGUCAAACCGGGUCAGGCGUUGCCCCCAAGAAUGCAUUAUUAUAUAGAUUGAGGAUCUAUGUCUCUAAUUGGUUGCUAAGAGGUUUCCCGGCUCCUAAAGUCUUCCUUUCCGAUUUCUGGUAGCCAGGAAGCCCGUCGCCAACAGUUUUCCAAGAUAUUUUCUAUAUAUGGAAUAUCCUUCUUUUAAUCCAAYCAAAUAAUUCGUUUACAUAUUUUCAAACGAAAUGCAUUCUUGAAACAAACAAUGGUUCAAAUAAUCAUAUAAUCGAAUGAAUAAUGCUUUCUUGGGGGAUAAGCUUGACCUGGUUUGACUGUUAUUCUGUARUCGAAAAAAAUAUCUAACGUAUUUUAAUUUCUAUUGCGAUCUUGAGUGAACUUGACAUGAUAAAUGUAUUAUCUGUAGAAAAACCUACAGUACAGAUGAUACCUUUAUUAUGUCAAGUGCACAUGAUGUCAGGGAUUGGCUGAAGGUUCUCGGCCAAUCAGAAGCGAUCUAGUGAGUAAAAUGUAAAAUAAACUUAACUGAAUAUGCACUUCGUACUGAUCCGUAUCAAAGCUACUUUUUGCAGACAUUAUUUUUGCCAUGCAUUACAUUUUUUUACUAGAAUUUGGAUAAACUCCAGCUAUAACGAAAAAUCAAUUGUUUAGUCAAAGAGUUGUUGUUCUAUUCUCGACUUCAAACUUCAAAUAUUCUAUUAUGAUUUUAUGUAUUUCAUUAUAACUUCAGAUGUAAACAGUUCAUCUUAUCUGCAAAUUAUAAUGAAAUUUUGAGGAAAGGUUUUUUCGACAUCCUUGCUAAGUUAUAAUUGGUUAUGUUGCAAUGUUUCUCGAUGAAAUUGCGCUUUGUUUUUGUUAUGAAAUAAGGUCAUUCAAUGUAUUUAAAAAUACUAAUAAAAAUGGCCAGGUCGAGAAAUGCUUGGUAUUUAGGGGAUCAUGAUAUUCCCCCUUAACCAGGCUUAUUAUUCUAAGAAAUUCCAAAGAAACGAACCAGUACGGUCAAAUAACACUAUCCAAAUGAGAAUUGUAAUAUAAGAAGAUUAUUUUUCUAUUGUUCUGUCUAAAUCUCUAAAGGCAUUUAAAGUGCAUGUCGAAUUAACUAUGGACAUUAGCAUGAGAAAACGCUUCRGGGGCGGAUCCAGUGACGAUUACAAAGGUUUUACUAGGAAUUCGAAGAAAAGGGAGGGAGGGGGGAUGAAAUUUGAGCAAAAGGGGGUGACUAGUCAGCCCUUUUUCCACACCUGGAUGCGCUCCUUCGCUUUUAAGAAUUAACUUGUUGUCAGUUGUAUUUGUAGCUCAUCUAAAGUGAGUAAAAACGAUGCGUAUAGAAAGUUUCAGGCAGUGUACUAAUAACUUUUAUAUAAUGAUAUUGAAAGUGUUAAGGAUUAAGGUUAAUACAAAUAAGUGCUAUCCAUUAAAUUAAAGAUGUUUUGUUGACA